GUCCUGGAAAGCAAAUGAAAGAAGUUCAAACAAUGAAAAAGUACUGAAGCUGCCAGCCGGUUCCCAUUAGUUCUCCAGAAUUAAUGUUUAGUAGCUGUGAUGCUCAGAUUUGCUUGGAGAUUGAACUAUGAUAAAGAGUCUUGUUAGCUUUAUAUGCGUGUGUAUAUACACAUUUAGAGACUCGUAUAUAUUAGUGUGUGGGUAUGUGUAUACAAAGCUGUUAGCGUUAGAGCUUCGUGUACCUGGAUUUUUCUGAUGAAGCUACUGGGCUUUUUAGGGUGCUUCGGAUUUCUUUGUGGAGAGAAGAUCCAUAUUUCAUUCAGAUUAUGCUAUUCCCUGCCUAAUAGAGAAAGAUGCUGAAGAGUUAUACAAUGAGCAAUGUAUUGAUUUGGUUAACAUGCUCUACAAAUUGUACUCUCCCUGGGGAGUGAUAAACAUCUUAUAAACAACAAUGGAAGUAGAUUAAAAAGAACACUGAGUAUUGAAUUUAAUUAAUGCCACUGCUGAACAAGUACUACUUGUUUGUGUGUGUGUGUGUGUGUUUAAACUGGAGUACAGCUUGGAGGAAUUUGGUUGGGCUCCCAAACCAGUCUGCUUUCCCAUGCUUGUCAGUUUGGCAAAGAAAUUUGGGCAGGUAUGUGACGAGGUGAAAAUUGACUUGAUGAGCGAGUGGCAAGGAGAGCCAUCAAUCACUGGAGCCUGACAACUCCUCCCCAAAGUGUAGGCUGAGAAGAGAGACAGAGUUCCCUUUCAAGGGGAAAAAUAAACACUACGUGUGGCUUUCACUGAGUCUGAGACUCCAGGAGGGAUUAUGGUAUUGUAGUCAGGAAGCCAGAAUUGUGGAGGCCAAAAAGCAUGCUGGGGCUGUGUUCCAAACAUUGAGAUAGAGGUACAUAAUUAUCCAGCGCAGGAGGUCUUUCCAGAGACUCGUCCCCCAGCAACUGUGGCAACUAAACUAUGAGAAGAAUUUGGUUUCGUUUUAUCUUCGCUGGACUCCACUUCUUUCGGGAAGGGGCAAUCCUCAAACCCCGGUUGCUGUCGUGAUGGUGAAAAGUGGUUUGGCUCCUUGGAUGGGUCCAGAGCUCUGAUUUUUGCUUUGCUACGCCUUUGCAAGCCACGGUUUUGAAUUUUCCGCUGCCUUGUGGAUGAAGGGUCCCUUCUUUCUGCUGGCAGAUGUUGAGGUGCAGAAGCUGGCAAAAAGCUUCAGCAGCAGCCAUCGUUCCAAGGGAGGAGGCAUCACCCUGGCCGAAGGCACCGCUUUCUCUCCAUGCUUCUCUAGAGGUGCUCAGAUGGGAUUAAAGUCCACAUGGAGAUAUGGAAAUGGACCAGGAAUUUACUUUAAAAAGAUGGUCAGCUGGGAUUCGGGUUGCCUUAUCUGCCUGGUGGUGGUCACCAUGGCUGGACUUGCCCUGGCUCGACCUUCGUUUAAUUUAGUUGUUGAAGACGCCACGCUGGAACCUGAAGAGCCGCCAACCAAAUACCAAAUCUCUCAGCCAGAUGUAUAUUCAGCACUUCCAGGAGAACCGCUUGAGUUGCGCUGUCAAUUGAAAGACGCCGUCAUGAUCAGUUGGACUAAGGAUGGGGUCCCCUUGGGGCCUGACAAUAGGACAGUGAUUAUUGGGGAGUACUUACAAAUUAAGGAUGCUACACCCAGAGAUUCGGGCCUCUAUGCUUGCACUGCCGUUAGGACCCUAGACAGUGAUACUCUGUACUUCAUUGUAAAUGUUACAGAUGCUCUUUCCUCUGGGGACGAUGAAGAUGACAAUGACGGGUCCGAGGACUUUGUGAAUGACAGCAACCAGAUGAGGGCACCUUAUUGGACACACACAGACAAAAUGGAGAAAAGGCUACACGCGGUGCCAGCAGCAAACACCGUCAAGUUUCGUUGUCCAGCGAUGGGAAACCCAACACCGACCAUGCGAUGGCUGAAAAAUGGGAAAGAAUUUAAACAAGAGCAUCGUAUUGGUGGCUACAAGGUCCGCAACCAGCACUGGAGCCUCAUCAUGGAGAGCGUGGUCCCAUCUGACAAGGGAAAUUACACGUGCAUAGUGGAAAACCAGUACGGAUCCAUCAAUCACACCUACCAUCUUGACGUUGUUGAGCGAUCCCCACACAGACCCAUCCUCCAGGCUGGCCUCCCAGCAAAUGCCUCUGCAGUCGUCGGAGGGGACGUCGAGUUCGUCUGCAAAGUCUACAGUGACGCUCAACCUCAUAUUCAGUGGAUAAAACAUGUAGAGAAGAAUGGCAGUAAAUAUGGACCAGAUGGGCUGCCCUAUCUUCAGGUUUUAAAGGCUGCCGGUGUUAACACUACGGACAAAGAAAUUGAGGUUCUCUAUAUACGGAAUGUAACUUUUGAGGAUGCUGGGGAGUAUACAUGCUUGGCGGGUAAUUCUAUUGGGAUAUCCUUUCACACUGCAUGGUUGACAGUUCUGCCAGCUCCUGAAAAAGAAAAAGAAUAUCCGACAUCUCCAGACUACCUGGAAAUAGUAAUUUACUGCAUAGGGGUCUUCUUAAUCGCCUGCAUGGUGCUGACGGUCGUCCUGUGCCGCAUGAAGAACACCACCAAGAAGCCAGAUUUCAGCAGCCAGCCCGCUGUCCAUAAGCUGACAAAGCGAAUCCCUCUGCGCAGACAGGUAACAGUGUCAGCGGACUCGAGCUCCUCCAUGAACUCCAACACGCCGCUGGUGAGGAUAACGACUCGUCUCUCCUCCGCUGCCGAUGCCCCGAUGCUGGCAGGAGUCUCAGAAUAUGAACUGCCAGAAGACCCCAAAUGGGAGUUUCCAAGAGAUAAGCUGACGCUGGGUAAACCCCUGGGAGAAGGUUGCUUUGGGCAAGUCGUCAUGGCCGAAGCGGUGGGGAUUGACAAAGACAGGCCCAAAGAAGCGGUGACUGUGGCAGUGAAGAUGUUGAAAGAUGAUGCCACAGAAAAAGAUCUAUCUGACCUGGUGUCAGAGAUGGAGAUGAUGAAGAUGAUUGGGAAGCAUAAAAAUAUCAUCAAUCUCCUUGGAGCCUGUACCCAGGAUGGUCCGUUGUACGUGAUAGUAGAAUAUGCUUCCAAAGGGAACCUGCGUGAGUACCUGCGAGCCCGCCGCCCCCCGGGGAUGGAGUAUUCGUUUGAUAUUAACAGGGUACCAGAAGAACAGAUGACGUUCAAGGACUUAGUGUCGUGCACAUACCAGUUGGCAAGAGGGAUGGAGUACCUGGCUUCACAAAAAUGCAUCCAUCGAGAUUUGGCUGCAAGAAAUGUUUUGGUAACUGAAAAUAACGUCAUGAAAAUAGCAGACUUUGGUUUAGCUAGAGACAUCAACAAUAUAGAUUAUUACAAAAAGACUACUAAUGGACGGCUUCCAGUGAAGUGGAUGGCUCCAGAAGCUCUGUUUGACAGAGUUUACACACAUCAAAGUGAUGUUUGGUCGUUUGGUGUGUUAAUGUGGGAGAUCUUCACGUUAGGAGGAUCGCCCUACCCAGGAAUCCCAGUGGAGGAACUUUUUAAGCUGCUUAAAGAAGGGCACCGAAUGGAUAAACCUGCCAACUGCACCAAUGAACUCUAUAUGAUGAUGAGAGAUUGUUGGCAUGCUGUGCCUUCACAGAGACCGACUUUUAAACAGUUGGUAGAAGACUUGGAUCGGAUUCUCACUCUCACAACUAAUGAGGAGUAUCUGGACCUCAGUGGACCUCUCGAACAGUAUUCACCCAGUUACCCUGACACGAGGAGCUCGUGUUCUUCAGGUGAUGACUCUGUUUUUUCUCCCGAUCCAAUGCCUUAUGAACCUUGUCUUCCCAAGUACCAACACAUGAAUGGAAGUGUUAAAACAUGAAAUCAUACAGAGGAAUAAAGAAACGAGGACAUCAAGCUACCUACAAUAUACAAAACAAAAUCUUUUCUCCGGGACCUUUAUGUUUCUGCUUGUACAUAUGAAAAAAGGAAAAGAAAAAUAAAAAGAAAAGUAAAAAAAACUCUGAGGAGAGGAGUCAGAAACUACAUAAAGAAUCUCCUGAUUUGCAACUUAAAAUAUCCCCAACAAAGAAGAAUGUUUAUGAGCUGUGUCUAGAUACCCAUCGCUGUGGAUUGUCUGGCUUCCUGUAAGCGGCAACAGACUUUGUUUGUACAAUGGACCAGUUGGACUUGAGGCAACUCUGGGUCUGCCUUUCUUGUUUAUUUUGUAAUAUUUGGAGAAAAUAUAUGUUGGCACACACUUACAGAGCACAAAUGCAGUAUAUAGGUGCUGGAUGUAUGUAAAUAUAUUCAAAAUAUGUAUAAAUAUAUAUUAUAUAUAUUUACAAUGAAUUAUUUUUUGUAUUGAUUUAAAAAUGGAUGUCCCGAUCCACCUAGCAAAUUAGUCUCUUUUUUAACAGCUAUUUGCUAAAUGCUGUUCUUACACAGAAUUUCUUAAUUUUCACCAUCCAAAGGUGGAAAAUACUUUGCUUUCAGGGAAAAUGGUAUAUCAUUAAUUUAUUAACUAAUUGGUAAUGUACAAAACAGUUAAUCGUUUAUAGGGUUGUUGUGUUUUUGUAAUUUAAAUGGCAUUUCUAUGCAGGCAGCACAGAGAACUAGUAGAUAUAUUGCUCAGACUUUACUAGUUUUCAGAUCUUUAAAAAAAAAAUAAAUAUUUACAGUAUAUAACUAAUUUGGGGGAAUUAAACUUUUGAUUUAUUUGUGUUUAAAAAACUGCGGUGUCAGAUGAUUAUUCUUAUUCAAACCAAAUCCUUUAACAAGAACGGCUUUUAUUCUCAAUACCUGUCACUUUAACAAUCCAACUCUUCUCUUUAGCAGUGUUUCCCGUGGCCAAAAAGCAUAAUCAUUCCAUGUAAAAAAAGAAAAUAAAGAAAAUAUUGAAGAGGGUUCCUAAAGUAAGGAAAGACAUUAAUUUGUCUAUAACCACAGCAGAAUGUACUGCUCUAAAAGGAGCUGAGCUUCUAUCCUGAGUUGUAUAUGCCUCAAAUUAACUACAGUUCUCUUCCCCGACUUGAAUAAUCGGUUCCAGAUCUUUUGGCCUGGAUCCUUUUGCCUUUUAGACUAUCCCUCUAUUGUAACUUAAGUUAAAAAAAGAGGAGUUGUUUAUAAUGACAAUUUGCCAUAGGAAUAUCAGCAUCUUUUUAAGGGAUUAAUUCAUGCUGACUCCGGUAUUUCCUUCGGAUCCAUUCCAUAACAGUAGGUGUAGCACUGGCCUGUGCUAAAAUAUCACAGUUGUUUGUAUCUUUUUUACCGAAGUCUCGUGGUUUUACUUGCAGAAAAUUCACACUGAUACGGCCAUGCAAUAUGAAUGCAAGUUACACUGUUUUAUGUGGUGGUGUUUUGGUUUAUUGAAAAAAAAAAUUGGCUAAAAAGUUUUAAAUUCUGUUAACUUUUGUACUGACAAUAAAAUGUUUCUACAGAUAUUAAUGUUAAAAUUACAAAAUAAAUGUCAUGCAGCUUAUUUUUCCUAA
Molecule: messenger RNA, 5427 nt
Organism: Columba livia (rock pigeon)
Lineage: Eukaryota; Metazoa; Chordata; Aves; Columbiformes; Columbidae
Gene: FGFR2
Product: fibroblast growth factor receptor 2
Exons: 18
Coding region: 1146-3818 (890 amino acids)
Biological process (GO): positive regulation of cell population proliferation; fibroblast growth factor receptor signaling pathway; multicellular organism development
Cellular component (GO): plasma membrane; signaling receptor complex
Molecular function (GO): fibroblast growth factor binding; ATP binding; fibroblast growth factor receptor activity
Source: RefSeq, a predicted model, not a curated record